CAGCCGGGGGGCGCCGCGAGGGGGGGGGAAUGAAGGAAGAUGCAGCGAGCGGAGCUGCCCGCCGCGGGACAGGCUCGGUCUAGGUGAGCAGGAAAAUGACCGAAGAAACACACCCGGACGAUGACAGCUAUAUUGUGCGUGUCAAGGCUGUGGUUAUGACCAGAGAUGACUCCAGCGGGGGAUGGUUCCCACAGGAAGGAGGCGGGAUCAGUCGCGUGGGGGUCUGUAAGGUCAUGCACCCUGAAGGCAAUGGACGAAGCGGCUUUCUCAUCCAUGGUGAACGGCAGAAAGACAAACUGGUGGUGUUAGAGUGCUAUGUAAGAAAGGACUUGGUCUACACCAAAGCAAACCCAACAUUUCAUCACUGGAAAGUCGACAAUAGGAAGUUUGGACUUACUUUCCAAAGCCCUGCUGAUGCUCGAGCCUUUGACAGGGGUGUGAGGAAAGCCAUUGAAGACCUUAUAGAAGGCUCGACAACAUCAUCUUCCACUAUCCAUAAUGAAGCUGAACUUGGGGAUGAUGAUGUCUUCACAACAGCUACAGACAGUUCUUCAAAUUCUUCUCAGAAGAGGGAACAACCUACACGGACAAUCUCUUCUCCCACAUCCUGUGAGCACCGGAGAAUUUAUACCGUGGGUCACCUCCAUGACCCAUACCCCACGGACCACUAUCACCUUGAACAGAGGCCCUACCGCCAGGUGAGCUUCCCAGAUGACGACGAGGAGAUCGUGCGCAUCAACCCCCGGGAGAAGCUCUGGAUGACGGGCUACGAGGACUACCGGCACGCACCCGUGCGGGGCAAGUACCUGGACACGCUGGACGACGCCGACUCGUACGUGCGCUUUGCCAAGGGGGAGAUCCCCAAGCACGACUACAACUACCCCUACGUGGACUCAGCAGACUUUGGCCUGGGCCAGGACCCCAAGGGCCGUGGGGUCGGGGUGGUCAAGACCCAGCCACAGAGGGGCAAGAGCCGGGGCCGCCAGGAGAAGGGCGAGCGCUCCAGGUGCGAAUACUGCAGGGACAUGUUCAGCCAUGAGGACAACCGCAGGGGCCGCUGUCAGGACGCGCCCGACUCGGUGAGGACUUGCAUCCGUCGCGUGAGCUGUAUGUGGUGCGCGGACAGCAUGCUCUACCACUGUAUGUCAGACCCCGAGGGCGACUACACAGACCCCUGCUCGUGCGACACCAGCGACGAGAAGUUUUGCCUCCGUUGGAUGGCUCUGGUCGCCUUGUCCUUCCUGGCCCCUUGUAUGUGCUGUUACUUGCCCCUGCGCGCCUGCUACAACUGUGGGGUCAUGUGCCGGUGCUGUGGAGGGAAGCACAAAGCCGCCGUGUGACCCCCCCUUGUCCUCUUCCCGAGCCACAGCCACAAACGAGGGCACUUGUCUCCUCCAUACAUGGACCCCUCUGCACCCCUCGAGCUUCCCAGAGUCCCAACUUAGCAAGGAGACCAUGAAGGCCUCCCUGCUUCCUUGGAACCUGGAGGCACCUUUCCAGCCCGGGGAAUCCAUCUGCCUGGUGGACUCUGCACUCCUUCCUGUCUCCAUCAGACACACACACACACACACACACACACACACACACACACACACACUGUUCAUGGGAAAGGAACCUUCCAUAGACUCUUAACUAGUAAUAACCUGUAAUCAAGCUGUCUUCUACAUGUGUUAAUUUUCUGUCCUCUCUCUCCACUGCUUUCCAGUUCAAAAGCACCUGCAGUCACGUCGAAGGUUUUAGAGUAGGUUUUGUAAGUGGGGGGUUUUCCAGGAGUGAAAAGGCCCUCUUUUCUUGGGUUCUGCUUGCCUGUUGCUAAGGAACUCCUGAUUCCUGUGAAAAUGUGAUGUCAGAAUGGUGAAAUCCUACCACAAGUAUUUUAGCAUGCAGCCAGUUAUUACCUAUAGGAGGUGAGCUAGUUAACAAACUCCUGCCCCCCCACAACAGGAUAACUUGCACCUUUUCCAAAGUCAAAAUUUCCCCUGGAAAUUACAGUUUCUCUCUGAACAUAUUUCUUCUUCCUUUUCUGCCCGUCCCAACUUCCAGAGCUGUCAGUUCUUCACUGAAGCUUACACCAGUUACCUGGAAAACUACAGAGAAUUGAGCCUUAAUUUAAGAUAAACUUGUGAGAAUCAGGACAAUUCCUCAGCCUGCUUUGCAUUCUUCUGGUUUUAGAACUAGAAAAGGAAUAUCAGGAUUCUCCGAUUCCCUUCACCCCUCCCUGUAACCGCUUCCCCCCAGAGUAGAACUUUUUCAACCGGUGUCACCAUCACUUCUAAAAAUUUAGCAAUAGUAGAAGAAAACGCUAAUGAGGUGAAGAAAUUCUGCUUAUCAUCUAGCAAACCAAAUAGUCUCUUCACACACCAACCAGUGUUCCCCAAACACAAGGU
Messenger RNA from Suncus etruscus (white-toothed pygmy shrew), 2387 nucleotides. It is a transcript of the gene SPRED2, whose product is annotated as sprouty related EVH1 domain containing 2. Gene Ontology annotation, cellular component: membrane. Gene Ontology annotation, biological process: multicellular organism development; negative regulation of MAPK cascade. Gene Ontology annotation, molecular function: protein kinase binding. NCBI's taxonomy places the organism in Eukaryota, Metazoa, Chordata, Mammalia, Eulipotyphla, Soricidae. The transcript has 6 exons. The coding region runs from base 96 to 1340 and encodes 414 amino acids. The record is from RefSeq and is a predicted model, not a curated record.